AUGGAUACCGAAGCCUCCACUUGUCCCCAGGACAGCAACUCGACUGACUGUCUGCUUCGAAACCUGGUUCAAAUUCUGAACGGAGCUCAAAAGUCCGAUGAUUCGAAGUAUGAUUGGGACCCCAUAACCUUUGCCUUUACUGUCAUCGUUGGUGCUGUGGCGCUUUUGUUUGCUCUGGUUCCCAUCGUUCAGACCAUUAUCGCACCUGGACAAGGGAGUAGAACGACAAAUCGCCUUGCCAUUGGAGAAAAGUGGUCAAAAGAGAGCUCGAGACAAUGGAACUGGCGCCAAUGGACAUACGAAUACACUGUCAUUACUCCCAUCUUCCGUAUGCAGACCUUGAGGAAGUGGGUGGAGGCGGACAUCGACAACAUCAAAAAAGAGUACGACGGAACCAUUCCUGGGAGCGACAUUGACGAGAUCUGCGGAGAGAGAACCAGGUACACGGAUCCAGAGAAGCACAUAGCGUGUCAAAACACCAUCGACGACAAAAACACCGAGAAGGACUCCGAGGGCGACCUCGUGGCCGCUCCUGCGUACGCGCAGAUUGGGGUUAUUGUUACAGCCGCUUCAACAACACCGGGUUGGGCGAAGUGGCCCACCGACCCAUCGUCAAAUUUCCCUGUGAUCUUUGGUUAUGGAUUUCAGUUUGACUUCCGCCAACACCCAAUACUUGGUGUUCUUGGAGCCUAUUCGCAGUACAGCAAACGACAGCAAGAUCAAGACGAUUCUCGCAAUAUCCCCGGUAUCUUUGGACUCCAGUGGCUGUACGACAAGACCAAGGCGGGUAAGGACGCCCUUCAGAAGAAAGACAAGAGAGAGAAGCUGUUGUCGUACCACAGCCUAUCCCGUCUCCAUGCAGCCAUAUCCCACUCACGCGCAGCCAUAGAGGCCGACCGGCAAUCACUUUUCAGUGCCGGGCCCAAUAACCCAUUGAGUGUCAUAAAUCUAAGCAACAGCCAUCACCGCGUCGAGGUAUUAAGAUAUAUGCUUAAGUUGUCCAUGGCGGAUAUGCAUUCCGGAGCACAGGGUGGCUUCAUGUUGGACUAUGGAGGCCUCUCCCAUGAACAAUACAUGCCCAUUGUCGGGCUGUUCCUGGCUACCACGCCACGAUAUGUGCCUACAUUAUUCCCUACGGACUUGCUGAGCAAAAGGCCUCCUCUUACGCUUCUCGCUCUGAAUGGACACUUCUGGACGAAUGUCACAAGAGAAAGCAUCAAAGGGGACGACAUGUCCGAUUGGCCUGUGUCGCUUCAGACCUCGGACUGGGACCAGAACGUCAUUCAAUGGGUCAAUGAUGGGAUGAAUGAACUGGGAAGGGUCAAAGGUGAAACACUCGAGGCCGUUUUCAUGGAGACUAAACGAUCAAUCUACCACCAGUUGCAGUGCCAGGGAGCGGGCGCAACGAAGCCUGCUGUUGGCCUCAAGAUUGUACUUCAUCUAUGCAUGAAGCUGCUUCACAACGAUAAGACCUUUCGAACCUGGUUUUCCAAAUACCAUCCAGCAGUCGCGGCAUACUUGAGACGCAUCAUUCAUCUGCAACUCCAGCUGCUGGAUCGCUGGUUCCUGAACCCCAACCACAACACAUCCUCCACUCAUUCUCGCGCAAUUCGCAUUUGCAACACGACUCUCGUGUUGAUGCUAGCGGAUGAGAAGGCACCAAAGAAAGAUGACUCAACUAGUCCAGUUCCUGAUGAACUGGACCAGACUGUCUGGCACCUCCAUUCUAACACACUGGAAUGGAUCGAAGACUUGAUGAAUUCCAUUGGCCUCACUCCGGAAACUCUCGAGGGCACACGGAGCGACUGGAAACCAGAAAAGAGCUUCGAUGUCAAGAACCGCUCAAUCAAGAACACUGGGAAUCAAGAAGAAGACUCUGAGGAGAUCUUGGUACCCUUGGCUGCACAGAUGAAGCCGCGCGAUAAAGACCUGAAAUACCUUGCAUGCGCUCAUUACAACAAGAAGUGGGAGCUGUUGAAUACUCAUCAGAUGCUAGACAGGUUGGACAAGGUGGCCUCAUCCAGGGCCGACAGCUCCUAUCGGAAACGGCGAUUCCAGCAACGUGAUGGAGGAGAUGUGGCUAACGAAAAGACAACGGACGAUAUGAUCAUAUUCCGCUGCAUUCUCAUAGCAUUACUCUUUCAGACAGCCCCAGACAACGCAGCGCUCAUCAAGUCGGGGGUUUGGGAACAGGUUGUGGCUAUUGUCUAG
Colletotrichum scovillei is the source of this 2211-nucleotide messenger RNA. RefSeq lists its product as uncharacterized. The coding region runs from base 1 to 2211 and encodes 736 amino acids. The transcript is spliced from 2 exons. The record is from RefSeq and is a predicted model, not a curated record. Lineage: Eukaryota; Fungi; Ascomycota; Sordariomycetes; Glomerellales; Glomerellaceae.